Molecule: messenger RNA, 630 nt
Organism: Penicillium digitatum Pd1
Lineage: Eukaryota; Fungi; Ascomycota; Eurotiomycetes; Eurotiales; Aspergillaceae
Product: TonB box, conserved site
Source: RefSeq, a predicted model, not a curated record
AUGCGCUCAUCUUGGUUCCUUCUCUCUACCCUGGCAGCUCUAGCCGUAGCCGACGAGCCUAGCAAAACAACCAUCAGCUACUUCGCAAUUGACAACGGCUCUGGCGCCAACAUCGGUGCCUACUCCAGCACCGCAGCUCGACUGGUUGGCAUCGACAAGUACGCCACGACUUACGAGAUCGCCUGCUUGUCAGGCGCAGCCAAAUGCGCAUUGCACCAUCCCGCAACCCUAAUCCAGGGCGAUACCACUUACAGCGUCUCAUUUGAAGCAACUUUGGUUACCAGUGGUGUUACGGCCCACGCAACUGCUGCCGAGUCAUGUAGUUUCACCCAUGUUUCUGAAUCUGCCGUGUGCUCCUGGAGUAUUGCAUACACCGGCAUGGAGGAUGAUGUCACUGUUUCCGAUUCCACUUCUAGCACACAAUCCAUUCCGGCGUCCUUGGUCAGCUACAAGCCUCUUGCUAUCACCGAUGGUGUCUACGCUCUCAAGGCUGAUGCCACGGCUUCGACUACGCCGGUCAAGAUUACUCCUACUUCGUCUACUGGCGGUGUUGCAGCUGCCGCAAAGCCUUUGAUCACUGCUGCGCCGUUGGGUGUGGCUGCUGCUGUUGCAUUUGUGGCUAUGCUCUAG